This is a messenger RNA of Moneuplotes crassus, 1030 nucleotides long. The record is from the annotation of a GenBank genome assembly. NCBI's taxonomy places the organism in Eukaryota, Ciliophora, Spirotrichea, Euplotida, Euplotidae.
UUAUUGCAAAUCUGACAUAAAUAUAAAAAUGGUACUCGGCCAUAUCGCUCAAAGCUUAACUUUGAACCUCAUAGGUCCAGACAGCAUAUUGUUGCUGAUUCUCAAAGCAGUUGUCCCAGUGUUCGUGAUCGCUUACUACAUAAUUUUGGAACGAUAUAAAGACACAGAAUUGAUGACAGAUGACUUCAUUCUUUACUUUGUACAACUAGUAGUCUUCUGGCACUUCUACUCGAGGAUCAUUCGUAGUGCUUUUGAAGUAUGAAAGAAGACUCAGGGUGCAAUCUGGUUCUAUCUUCCCCUCCUUGCUAUUUUCUUCAUCUUUAAAAUUGUUUGGAUAUUUACCUUUGCAGUCCAAAUAGAGAGAACAAUCUACUGGAGAAGAUACAUCUUUGAAAUCAUCUAUGUUGUCAUGCAGAUCAUCAACGGAACUAUUUUAGGAGAGAUGUCACAAGAUUUUUGGUAUUUCGUAGCAGAUUGUCUUAUUGGUACGCAGGUUUAUACAAUCUUCUUCAGAGAUGAGCUAAACUACUCUGUGUUCAAUUCCUUCACUCCUAUUUUAUUGGCCAUCCUCACAUUUUUGUUAGUGAAAGGACUCUUGAUUAAUCAUAAGUUUAAAGAUCAACUAUGAAUGGUUAAGACUAUUGGAAAGCACGAUGCUAUAUACUUGAUCUUAGUCUAUGCUCUGGUUAGUUUCCUGACUUAUACCAUUGAUUUCUUUGCAAACACAUACUGGGCAGCUCUCGGAUUUAUUUAUGUGUUCCAUAACAUCAUAAUAUUCCCCUCUCUAAUGGAGUCAAAAUUGAUUAUUCCUUUAAUCACAAGUACGAUUUUCAUGGGUCUUGUAGCUCUCUUACAGCUCCACAUUAUGAACCACAGCCCAAAUCCUUAUCCAAGAGACUUAACAAUAAAUGAGGAUCUGAGUACAAAUACUCCAAACGGGCACAACCUCCUCUCUUUCAUCGCAAACGCUAUCCAAUGCCAAGUCGCCGACUAACCUGCUAUAAUCCCAUUUAACCCAAAAAAUUCAAUA